CAUUUCCACACCCACUCCGUCGUCGGAGUCAAAUCUGCACCUCAGAGCGAACCAGCUCGCGACCGAGAGGAGGAGGAGGAGGAGGAGGAGGAGAGGAAGGCAGGGGACGAUGCAGAUCUUCGUGAAAACCCUAACGGGGAAGACGAUCACGCUCGAGGUCGAGAGCAGCGACACCAUCGACAAUGUCAAAGCCAAGAUUCAGGACAAGGAAGGUAUUCCUCCGGACCAACAGCGAUUGAUCUUUGCUGGUAAGCAAUUGGAAGAUGGACGAACUCUUGCGGACUAUAACAUCCAAAAGGAGUCGACCCUUCAUCUGGUGUUGAGGCUCAGGGGAGGAACUAUGAUCAAGGUUAAGACCCUUACUGGGAAGGAAAUUGAAAUAGAUAUUGAGCCGACCGAUACCAUCGACCGUAUCAAGGAAAGGGUUGAAGAGAAAGAAGGAAUUCCACCUGUCCAGCAAAGGCUUAUAUAUGCCGGUAAGCAGCUUGCAGACGAUAAAACAGCUCGAGACUACAACAUUGAGGGUGGCUCUGUCCUCCAUCUUGUGCUUGCACUGAGAGGUGGCAGAUUUUAAUUGAAUCUUACCAUACUGGGGUUGUGUUCACUGUUGGCACUUCAUUGAACUAAAGAAAGCUUGCUUAAUCCUUUUGCAGUGUGGAUAGACUUGAGAUGUUAUAAGCAACUCUAUGAACAUGAUAAUUGCCUUUUUGCUCUA
This is a messenger RNA of Syzygium oleosum, 715 nucleotides long. RefSeq names its product ubiquitin-NEDD8-like protein RUB2. Gene Ontology annotation, cellular component: cytoplasm; nucleus. Lineage: Eukaryota; Viridiplantae; Streptophyta; Magnoliopsida; Myrtales; Myrtaceae. Gene Ontology annotation, molecular function: ubiquitin protein ligase binding; protein tag activity. The record is from RefSeq and is a predicted model, not a curated record. The transcript is spliced from 3 exons. Gene Ontology annotation, biological process: modification-dependent protein catabolic process; protein ubiquitination. Bases 110 to 574 code for a protein of 154 amino acids.